AUGAAUAGUAGUAGUAGUAAUCAUAUGAUGAUGACAACAGAGCAAGAAGAAGAAGACAUUAAAAACAAGGAAUUAUUGGUUGCAAGAUCGAUAUUGGAGUUUUGGGAUACAAGUACCACACAAGAUGAUAUAGACAUUAAACAUAGCAGUGGUGGCAGUAGUAGUAGUAAUGGUCAUGGCAAUAUGAAUGGAAUCCAUUUGGAUCUUUUAGAUUCAUCAUCAUCAUCAUCUCUACUCAAAAAGAGUAUCAAUGGACACUACCAUUUCAACAUUAUUGGUGGCAAUGAAAAAGAAUAUUUAGAACAACAAGUAGAUGAUGAAAAGAAUAAGAUUAGAUCAAGUAUGAAAAUCAAUAUGUUGAUUAAUGAUUCAGAAAAUGAUAAAGGUGAAAAUCAAAAUCAAAAUAAUCAAAAUAAUCAAAAUAAUAAUCAAAAUAAUAAUAAUAUUGAUAAUGAUAAUAAACAAAGACAUCCACAACAAUCACAACAAUUACCAACAUCAAAUUUAAUUCAACAACAACAAUAUAAUAAUAAUAAUAUUAAUAAUGGAAAUGGAAAUAAUUAUUCACCAUCUUCAUCAUCUUCAUCACCUCCAUUUUUAAGUAAUGAUAUAUUUCAUCAACAUCCACAACAACAACAACAUCAUCACCAUCAUCAUCAUUUACAACAACCUCAUAAUAAUAAUAAUAAUAAUCACCAUCAUCAACAAAAUGGUCACAAUCAACAACAAAAUGGUCAAUAUAUAGUUCAACCAAUAUCACAAUCUCAACAACAUUUAUCAAUAUUUAGACCAACAAAAGAACAUCAACAACAAUUACUAAUGGAAUCAAAUUCAAAUGGAUAUAAUAAUCAACAAAAUAAUCAACAAAAUAUAAUAUCAGAUGAAGAAGAUGAUAAAACAAAACCAAAAAGAAAAAGAAGAAAUGCAAUACCUACAUCACCACCAGUUGGAAUGGAGAUUAAUUACGAAGCAUUAUUUUCUUUACCACUUAACCAAUUAAGACGCCCUAAACUUUCAACGCUGCUUUCCAGUGAUGGCAAGUUGAAAUGCCGACAUCAAUACUGCCUCACGCUCGGAAACAUAUAUACCUUUACAAAGAAGCAGUCACUAUCGAUACACGAAAGAAAACCGCACAACGAAUGUGACGAGACGUGUCAGGUGUGCCGACGAAACGACAUUCCCAUCAAGGACCCUGCCAAAGAGGAGCAACUUGCGCAAUGCAGACAUCCGGGGUGCACCAAGGUCACCUCAAAAUCGAAUCUAUCACACCACGAAAAGAAAUAUCAUCCGUGUGUCAAUCCCGAUGAUUGUAAUAUAUGUCAAUUCUAUAGUAAAAAGAGAUCAAUGGCCAAACACACAAUGGUCAAUCAAUAUCAACAACAACAACUUCAAAUUCAAAAACAACAAUUACAACAAAAUUAUAGUCUCUAUCAUCAACAACAAUAUCAACAUCAACAACUUUAUCAAUUAAAACAACAACAACAACAACAAGUUAAUCAAGCGAGUCAAACGAAUCAAGUGAAUCAACAAUUAAAUCAUAUACAACAACAACAACAACAAAAACAAUUUUCAAUGCAUCCGUUACCACCACCUUCUAAUCCACAAUUGUCACAAUCUCAAUCACAAUUAUUACCUUCAUUUUAUUUUACUGCUUCAUCUUCUUCUUCCUCUUCAUCAUCUUCUUCAUCAUCAUCGUCGACACCGACACCAUCACAACUGUCACCAAUCAGUUUAACUUUAUUACCAUCAUCAACACCGACAUCACCUCUAUUUCCACCACUUUCAACAUUAUCACCUCCCAAUUCAAAUUCUCCACCAAUGAAUUUUAAUUAA
This is a messenger RNA of Cavenderia fasciculata, 1833 nucleotides long. RefSeq lists its product as uncharacterized. The transcript has a single exon. The coding region runs from base 1 to 1833 and encodes 610 amino acids. The record is from RefSeq and is a predicted model, not a curated record. Lineage: Eukaryota; Evosea; Eumycetozoa; Acytosteliales; Cavenderiaceae.